GGAGGGAGGGAGAGUUGUGAGAUGCCCAUCUUUUUCAGCCACUCAGCAAGGAAGGAAGAGGGAGGGAGGAACCCUAAUCCUACCUGCUCUCAAGCUCCAUCUCCAUUCCAUUCCCUUUUUUGUGUAGUAGCAAUCAUAGGUAGUACUAGUAUACUGGCAUUCCCCAACCAUUCCUUCCUACACCACCACCACCUAUCAAUCACCCAUUCACCACCUAAAAAUUCCCAAGGCACCUGCUCCUCCUCCUCCUCCCUCCUCACCUCCGCCUUUCGUUUCUUGGAAUCUUUGCCUCUGCCUUCUUCUUGUUCUUGCUCCCUCCGCCUCCUCCUUCCAGCCAAGAAUCCAUUGCAGAAUUUUCGUGCUCAAUUUCGGAUAAAUGUUGGGUGUUCUGUUUGGUGGGUUGAGAGCUUGAAUUCGAGCCGUUUUCUUGCUUCUUCGAGCUGGUGGUGGUUUUCUUGGCCCUUGGAUUGAUUCUGGGAUUCAGCGGCGGAGACACCUACCUCCGCGUGAGGAUUUCUGCCAUUUCUUGCUUGCUGCGUCGAGGGAUUUGGUCCCCGCCCUGCUUGCUUCCAGCUCAGUUCGGUGCCUUGUUGGUGUUCAUCGAUGGAUUCCGGCAUGGGCGGCGACGCCAUGGAGACAUUACGGUGAAAUUAGCUCGGCCCGUCUCUCGGUCAGUACGCCUGCAGAUUUGAGAGAUUGGAGGAGAGGUGUGGAUUAGGAGGGGGAAUCGAGCGAGGAGGAAGAUGUCGUUCAGGAGCCUGAUCCAGGAGAUGAGGGACGAGUUCGGGAGCAUCUCGCGGCACAGCCUGCGGUCGCGGUCCCACCGCGGCGGCGGCGGCGCGCCGCGGGUGGCGGCGGUGGGGCCGGCGGAGGCGGCGGCGAUGCAGCAGAGCUGCUGGGCGCAGCUGCCGCCCGAGCUGCUCCGGGAGGUGCUGGUGAGGAUCGAGGAGUCGGAGGUGUGGUGGCCGUCGCGGAGGGACGUGGUGGCGUGCGCCGGCGUCUGCCGGAGCUGGAGGGGGAUCACCAAGGAGAUCGUCCGCGUCCCGGAGGCGUCCGGCAAGCUCACCUUCCCCAUCUCGCUCAAGCAGCCUGGCCCAAGAGACGGCACUCUUAAAUGUUUCAUAAGAAGAAACCGGACUACUCAGACAUAUUAUCUGUAUAUUGGGCUCACAGAAGCACUUGCCGAUGAUGGGAAGUUCCUACUUGCUGCACGCAAAUGCAGGAAGCCCACAUGCACAGACUACCUGAUUUCCCUUGACAUGAGUGAUAUGUCAAAGGGGAGCAACACCUAUAUUGGCAAGCUAAGGUCAAACUUUCUCGGAACAAAGUUUACCGUCUAUGAUGCCCAUCCACCAUAUGAUGGAGCUGUUGUCUCAAAAAGUCGGUCUGCACGUGUGGUUGGUCUGAACCAAGUCUCCCCGAGAGUUCCUGCCGGGAAUUACCCAGUUUCACAUAUUUCCUACGAAUUGAAUGUUUUGGGUGCAAGAGGUCCAAGAAGGAUGAACUGCAUUAUGGAUUCCAUCCCCACAUCAGCUGUUCAAGAGGGUGGGAAAGCUCCGACACAGACUGAAUUUCCUCUCAGUGGCCUCGACUCUUUCCCAUCAAUUUCAUUCUUCAGAUCAAAAUCAGCUCGAAUAGAUAGUGCAACUUCACAAUUAUCCACUCAGAAGGAAGAAAAGCUGGUUCUGAAGAAUAAAUCUCCUAGGUGGCAUGAGCAACUGCAAUGUUGGUGCCUCAACUUCCGUGGACGGGUUACUGUUGCCUCAGUGAAAAACUUUCAGCUGGUGGCGUCUGAUGAAAAUGGGCCAACUAACCAGGAGCAGGACAAGGUGAUUCUCCAGUUUGGAAAGAUUGGGAAGGACUUGUUCACCAUGGACUACCGUUAUCCGAUAUCAGCAUUUCAAUCAUUUGCAAUCUGUCUGAGCAGUUUUGAUACCAAAAUAGCCUGUGAAUGAGAUAAGGUGCUGGAUGAAGGACGAACCGUGGAAGCAUGAUAAGCUGGAUCGGCAGGCGUAGCGUGCACGAGUCACGCUUGACAUUGAAGCACAAGGAUUUGUUUGGAUUUGGGCAGAAAAAAAAACACCAAGUCCAUCUCCUGAAGUUGCUGCCCCGGAUGCUGCUGCUGCAGUGUACAUAAUAGCCACCUGUGAUCUUUCUGGCCUCCUGGCUUGUAAUUCUGUUCUAGUUUGUUUUUUUUUUCUAAUUGUUACACAUUCUUGGGCGGUGCCGGCUGUUGAAACCUAGAGAGUUUCUUCUUCUUUUUAAUCUCCCCCAAUUUACAUUGUAAACGGCAGGCUUGUGUAGCCAAAAAUGCCAAGUUGUGUGUUGCAAGUUGCAACUUGAUGUGUUCUUUAAAUUAGUGUAAUACAUGGAGUAAUAGGCUGCAGUGCUGAGAACAGUGUCAAAAGCAGUGUUGUGGAUUGUGUGAUUUGUUAGUAGAGAUCUUCUUCAAUGCUUGAAAUUAA
This is a messenger RNA of Oryza sativa Japonica Group (Japanese rice), 2465 nucleotides long. Lineage: Eukaryota; Viridiplantae; Streptophyta; Magnoliopsida; Poales; Poaceae. The record is from RefSeq and is a predicted model, not a curated record.